This is a messenger RNA of Trichoplusia ni (cabbage looper), 5565 nucleotides long. It is a transcript of the gene Hs6st, whose product is annotated as heparan-sulfate 6-O-sulfotransferase 2. Gene Ontology annotation, cellular component: membrane. Gene Ontology annotation, molecular function: heparan sulfate 6-sulfotransferase activity. The transcript is spliced from 8 exons. Lineage: Eukaryota; Metazoa; Arthropoda; Insecta; Lepidoptera; Noctuidae. The record is from RefSeq and is a predicted model, not a curated record. Bases 513 to 1817 code for a protein of 434 amino acids.
AUGAUUGUCAAUGAUAUGGAAUGCACCAAAUUGUGUUGAGGAAAUUGAAUUUACCAUGGAAAAUAAAAUUGAGUGACUGAUAAAGUGCUUUGAUUCUGUUCAUUAAUUAAAAUUGAUAGCCAAACCAUCGCGUUUCAUCCAUUCUUUAAUAUGGUUCAUGAGUCAGAGUGCCUUAGAAACGUGUGCCCAGGGAUUGUUUGUUUGUGUUCAUUCGCGUCUCGAUUCCGUCAGUCGUCUUCGCAUAGUGUCAGUCGCAGUCGGUUGGCUCGGGCUCGCCUGGGGUAUCGUUCUCGUCUCGCAUUUUAUUUUCGGCAUUGUUAGUGGCAUAACAUAUUACGAGUGAUAUCAACAAAACAAUGUUAUCGCACUAUAUCUCCUAGAGAUAAUCGAAUUACGAUAGCUACAAUGUGAAGUUAAUGUUACGAUGAAUUUAUGUACUUUUCUAAAAGAUGUAAGACAGUAGACUGGUCAGUGAGAGUGUUUGGUUGUAGAUAUUUUUGUAAAAAUGAGACAUGCAUUCAGUCGAAAUGCAAAAAAGUGUAUCAGUGCAAGUAGAUAGUGAUUUCGCUUUGUUGCUGCCGAGCGGUGUCUACGAAAUAAAAAAAAUGGAGCCAAGAUCGAAGUUACGAAAAGUGAUACUCUUCUGUUUACUACUCUCAUUAUUUGGAAUGGUUGCAUUUGGAUACUUCUGCCCUGACCAGGUGUGCGCACUAUCACCUCGGGAGCGAGUGUCAGAAUCAUUGGCUCUGACGUACGCCGAGGCUCCGGGCCGGCCGCUGCCCGACGUCAUCGCUCAACCGGGGCUCUCCUACGACGAGGUCCUCCACGACGACUUCCGGUUCGAUCUGAACGCUCAUGACGUCAUGGUCUUCUUGCACAUACAGAAAACUGGCGGUACCUCUUUUGGGAAGCAUCUAGUCAUGGAUUUAGACUUGAAGAGACCAUGCAACUGUCAACGAGCUCGUAAACGCUGCCAUUGUUUUCGGCCGCAUAGCAACGAAAUAUGGCUGUUUUCGAGAUACUCUACCGGCUGGAAAUGUGGUCUUCACGCGGACUUCACCGAGCUGACUGCGUGCGUGGGUGGCGAGUUGGACAGGCAUGAGGGCUCCGCUGUGCACCGGCGGUACUUCUAUAUCACACUGCUGCGGGAACCGGUGUCCAGGUACCUCUCGGAGUACAGGCACGUGAAGCGCGGCGCUACGUGGAAAGGCUCCCGGCACUGGUGUCAGGGACGGACGGCUACAGCUACAGAAGUACCAGCGUGUUACUCCGGUGACUCCUGGCGCGGUGUGACGCUUGAAGAGUUCAUGUCUUGUCCCUGGAACUUAGCCAACAACCGGCAGACGCGGAUGUUGGCUGACCUGGCUCUUGUCGGCUGCUACAACGGGACCCUUCGACACAGGACCGCCGAGACAGACAGGGUGCUGCUAGCCUCGGCUAAGAGGAACCUAGCAGCGAUGGCGUACUUCGGACUUACGGAAUAUCAAAAGAUAUCCCAGUACGUGUUCGAGGAAACCUUCAACCUGCUGUUCGCGGUCCCGUUCACGCAGCACAACGCCACCGUGUCGGGCGCCACGCUGGCCGCACUCUCGCCCACUCAGAUCGCGCACAUCAAGCGGCUCAACUCACUCGACUUAGAGCUCUACGAAUUCGCCAAAAAUCUCAUGUUUAAAAGAUUCGAAGCAUUGAAGAAGCGGGAUACUGACUUCGAGUACCGCUGGCGGCACCUGGGCGAGGUGGCGCGCUCCGGCGUCACCGAGUUCGACUGGGACAGCAACCUGGAGGACGCCACCACCGAGAAGGCCCGCGGCAAGUAACGCGCACGACGCCCGCCGCCACGCCCGCGACGCACUAGUCAUACAUAACCACACUAUUGAAUAAAUACAUUAUUUUUAUUCAACAAGCUAUGUAAAUAAUAUUAGAACGCGUUAAGUACAGUACUCAGAGCGAUAGCGCGCGACGAAAUCGAUUUCCGCGCGGAACAAAUGAGUUUAUUUAAUUUUAUUCAUAGUCGUGCAUUUAUAAAGAUAUUCUACAAAAUCCUAGAAUGUUAUUAUAUUUUUUUUACAUAUUUCGGCAGCUGUUAUGUAUUUUAUAUUUGAUUUGUAAAAUGCGCUCUCAAUCCAUCCCUUAUAGUUAUUGAACUAAACAUACAAUAUAUUAUAAAUAUAUCUGUAGUAGGUAUGUAAUGUUGAACUAUAUUGUUGAAUGAAUGUUGACGUUUGAUAGAUACAGGGUAGGUAAUGCAUCUAGGUUGAACCCAACGAAGUGUAGCCUUUAGUGUAAUUGUUACAAGUAAUUCCAGAGAACAACGUCGAAAGUUUGACUGCGAAGGGAGAAGUACGGAUGCCAAGUUUCAGACUAACUACAGCUCUAUUUUAUAAAGCCAUCGACAUGUGCUUUCUUAACGGAUUCUCGAGUGUAUAGAAAUGUAAAAUGAAUUUCGCAAACUUGGGGUACUAUUUCAUUCUUUCGUGGAGGACUUUUGAAUGGGGCCGCGAGGUAAGCAGUCGACAGUGGGAUCGUGUGCGACGACCGAAUAUAUUCCCGACUCAGCUUUUCUCAUUUAUAUAGAGAACAGGAUGCGGUCAAUUGCGAUUGUUUGUGAUUGAAUCGAAACGGGUGAUUGAUCGUGUCGACUACACUGCGGGAGAUUCCACGGGACGUGACCCCGAUCGCGCGUACUAUUGUGAUUACCCACCAAUUUAAUCAAUGAUCGAGUAUAACUGCGUUCCGAACUAGACCACUGUUUACUUCGCAGUCUUUUCCUAUCAAACAAAAGUUAUCGAAUCGAAUUGCUCAGGUUACCUCGAGCGCGGAAUAAUUUAUCGAAUCAUAAUCGAGCAAAUGUAUCGAUAUUCGUUGAUGGAACAAUGCCGCGGUGCUCUCGAUCGCUGCCGCCGCGCCGUAUUAUGAAUGGCCCGGGAGCGUAUCGCAUCGUAACAAGCCGGUAAUAUUUUAUUUUGCUUUCUGUACUAUCGUGGGUGUAUCGCUACUAUAUCGCAGUGACGUCGACACCAGACCCAACAAAGAGAAUACGCGUAUUAAUAUGUAACGUACAGUCGGGUGCAGACAAAGGGAUGUAUGUCAGAUAUAAUGUUACGUGCGCCAUUCCUCAGGUUAUUGUUGAUAUCUGAAGUGCACUCAGCUUUGUGGAGCGUCCGUAUUUAUAGUUGCAAAUAUUAACUGUACCUAGAAUCUAUCGUAAAGCAGGAAGUAUGUAAGCAUUCGUUCACAAGUUUCAUUUCAAGUCGGGCCUUUUCUACUGUUUUUUUUUAAUAAUUGGUUCAUUAUAAAAAUUCUCAUUUAAAAAUUUGACCAAAGAACAAAAAUGAGUGCUAUGUAUGUUUGUUCUCAUAACUAAGUUUCGUUAAGUUUAACUUUAGAGUCCGAUUUGGCACUAGUUUUUUAAAUGGAAAUAAAAUGAACAAAAAAUUAAAAACUUGCAUGCUUAUUAGUAAGAAUUAUUAGAUAAAUAUUUAAUGAGACUAGUGCCAUUUUGAGACUAUUUACAAUUAAGUGAAUCAAAUAGACAGCUGUAAAUAAAACAAUUGUGUUCCAGGUGUUGUUUAUAAUAGUUAGUUAUACCAAACUUUGUAUACAGCCUUUCAUUGAAAAGCUCGGAACUUUUUAUAUUAUUUUUAUAUUUAUAUUUAGUAAGUCUUAUUUUAAAUAGUCUGAUUUUUUGGCAGCAUUAUUUCGUAUCUCAAUCCUGUUAAGCGAAAAUGAAAUACAGGAAUUAUUGAAUUCCCCAAAACAGCUCCAGUUUUUAAAAUACUGUGUGAACAUGGAAUACAUCGGUAGUCGUUUGUUUUUCCAUGUGAAAACAUAACAUGACAUUUUUACAAUGGAUGGCAGAAAUAACAGGGAACUAUUUUUACAUUGCAAUAACACAAUGGGCCGUUCGAGUCACAGCUAGCGACAGAAAACGAACAAAAACGUAAAAAGGUUUCUGUUAUUUUACACGGACUCAAUGUACCUAAUGUAUUGGUAUCGAAAUAUACCAUUGAAACUGUAAUAGCGAAAGUACACUGCAACAAACAAGUCUAUGCCGUCUGUUUGCGAUUAUUCUUAGUGCGAGUGCAUUUCGUAUUCCGUCAAGAGCACUCCAUUCUCAGUCGUACUCCCUUGCGAUAGAGUUCACAAUGAAACCAGUGUUUACUCUUUGAAGUGUAAGGGAAUUGUGUAUGAAAACGAUUUUUGUUUUUAAACUAUUUGAAACAGUCUGUAUCGGGUCGCGGCAACUUUGAAUACUUUUUUUAAAUAAAUAUUUGUUGUAGCUUGUCAGCUGUUUUCAGAAAUAUGUUGUAGCCUUUUUCUAUAUUCCAUAUUUUUUGCAUUUAAAUCACAGAUUUUGUUAACUUAACUGCCAGAGAAACAGUGCAAUCGAUAUAUUUAUUUGGGAUAUUUUGUUUUGUAUUUUUUAUACCUAUAAAAAUAUAUUUUUAUUAAAUGGCAAUUGAAAUGUGCAUGUUUGUAGAUUGUAGUUACAAUAUGGAGUUGUAUAAAUGUAACCAGUUUAAAUUAUUCGUAUAUUACAAAUGGUGCGAAUUAUCUGUAGGCGUGUAUAUAAUUUGUAAUGUGGAUAUGUUUUGAGGCCGGUCAGUGGACGCGCGCUCGAGUCGCCGGCUCUUGACAAUAACGUUUAUAGGUCGCUUCAGUUAGCCGGUACCGAGAUGUACUGAGCGAUGUAGCGAGGAUGCAUGGAUACUGUUUACUUUAAAUACGUAGACAAAAAGACAUUUUACGAAUUACUUUUUGUACAAUCGGUGACAGAACGGAUUACCUGAUCAAAAUGUUGAACAAAUAUAAACUCUAUAAACGUGCUGCCACCGACUGUACAUAUUAUUUAUCUCAUUAAUUUGGGAGCUGUCUCACAAUCGAUGUUACUCUCAUAAUUAGUUUAUCGAAUUAGUGCUAAGUAUCGAUAAAUGUAUGUAUAUUUUUCUGUGUGUAAAAUAACGCUAAGCCCUGUGAUAUAAAAAUGAUUGCACCCAAUGUUUUGCAGUAAAAUCCUUAUUGAAAUUUGAAAAGCAUUUUAAUUUUGAAUUUGCCUUUAUAUUUGUUAUGCUUCACUUGUAUAUAUUAAAUUGAUUGUUUAAAUUGGUCUAAGUGACGUGGAUAACUUAUAAACGAUGGGUGCAUAAGCCAUAAGAUAAGUUAGCCAUAAACACGUAAACUUUUGUGGUGACAUGAUAUUGAACUAUGCGCUGAGAACAUUCAACAGAAACGUCUUUUUAGAUAUUUUUUUUAAAGUGUUUUCAAAAUAUCAUUGCAUUUAAUGAAAUUUAGAUUAAAAUACAGAGUGUUUGAUUUUGGAAAGUUUUUUUUUUACAUUAGGUUGUGAUGUUUUGAGUUGUAUAUUUCAAAGUUUUUGUUAAAUGUUCUCCAGCGCUGUACAUACCUAGUAGUUAUCUAUGAUCAUGUACCUACAGCACACCACCGGUACGCGUUGUCUAGUACCAAAACUUAGCGUUUAGUUGUUUUUUAAGUUCCAGACUGAACCAAAAUAUAGUACUUUAUAUUGUGUUAACGAUCACCGAGUAAUAAAAACAAGCGAAACUA